UUUGUUUCUGUAAUCUCCUUCAAUUUUCUUCGUAUUCGAGUCCAAAAACCUAGGGUUUGUUUUGGAGUCCUCUGUUUGUUUUGCGAGAAAACGGAGGAAUGUUUUGAGGAGUUAGAUUUUGCCGCCUUGCGUGUUUCGUCUUGCGCGAGAUUGGAAGUUUUUUUUUAUGCGAAUUGAUGAAGGCGUGGGAAUAUGACCCAAUCCAACGGAGGGAUGUUGGACGAGAAGUCUAAAAUUUCAAUCUUCCAUGCUUUGUGUUCGCGAGAUUGAAAAUUUUUGUUUCACUGAUAGGGCGGCGUGAGAAUGCUGCUGGACCUUUGUUUGGGUUCGGAGAAAAGGGGGAAAGUUGAAAUUUUGCACUCACGUGUUUUUCUGUCUGUAACUUGAAAAAAUUAAUGGAAAAUGGAGAGGAAAAUUGACAUGGUUGGAAAUUUUUUUUUCGAUUUCACGUGUUUGCGAUAUUGAAAAUUUUUGUUUCAUACAUGAAUGGAGACUGGAGAGGAAAAUUGAAAUGGUUAGGAAAAAAAGAAAAAGAAAAAACCAAACAGAAACAAAACUUUUGGAUUUCGCGUGUUUGUGAUAUUGAAAAUUUUUGUUUCAUACAUGAGAAUAUUUUCUAAAGCUCUGUUGCAUGCUGGGAGGACUUAGGAGGAUAAGGAAAAAACAAAUAAACGAAAGUUAAAAUUUUCAACCUCAAGUGUUUUGUGCUUGCCAUAUGAUAGGAGAAAAGAGAAUAUGGCCUAAUUCUCCAUUUGGUUGCCCAGAAAAUGGCGGAAAUUUAGAAGAAAAACUAAAAUUUUAUUCUUGGGUGUUUUUAUUUGUGAUGUUGAAAGUUUUUGUUUCAUUGAAUUGACGGGAACAGGAGGAUAUUGCCUAAUCCCCUGUUUGGUUGCCUAGAAAAUGGAGGGAAGUUUGAACAAAAUAUAAAAUUUGCAAUCAUGCAUGUCUUGUGUUCGUGAGAUUGAUGGUUUUUGUUUCUUUGAAUUGAUGAAGACAAUUUGAGAAUUUGAACUUAACUUUUGAAAAAUUGAAGCAUCAUAAAGCGAAAGAUUCUAAUUUUAUUUAUGUUUAAAAAAUAAAAAAUUCUUACAAGAAAAUUUAGAAUUUUCAAUCACAUGUUUUAUGUUUGUGAGGCUGAAGAUUUUCAUUCCAAUGAACUGAUGGUAGACAAGAAAUGUGUAUUUGAUGUUUUAUUUUUGUGGGAAAGUUUUAUUAAACUGAUGGAGACAUGAAUGUAUUACCUAAUGCUCAGCUUGAUUUCCAAUAAAGAUGAAAGAAAAUAAAAGGGAUGUUAAAAUUUUUUGAUCUCACAUGUUUUGUGUUUGCGGAUUGCAACUUUUGUUUUGUGAAAUGGUGGCAACAAUGUUGCCUAAUCCUGUUUGGUUUCCAAGAAAAUCUAUGGAAAACAGGUGUAAACAAUACUUAGUAUUAUGCUUAUGUUAUUUUUAGUUUCCCAAAUUUGUCCUCUGAUGGCAUCAGAUGCUCCCUUGAAGUAAUGGAUUUCCCUGGAGCUGAAGCUGUGAUACUUGUGGUUCAGACAUAGCCAUAGGGCUGUAAACUGAUUAUAGUUGGCGUGUGGAGGGGAAGAGUUGAAGGACUCCAAAUUGAGCUGCUCCAAUCUGCUUCUGGUAGAAAGGAAGUAUUUUUUUUCAUGCUUGUUAGUAGUUAGAAUAUGAAGCGUAAGCGUGGGCACAAGAAAGGCAAGGCAAAAAGGCCUCCUGUGAUGGGUGCCAAUGACACAUUUCAAAAUGCUGUUAGUCUAAAUAUUGAAGAUAAUUCUGGUUUGGAUGAUUAUGAUAAUGCUGAGUUUGACUCUGGAAUGGAGGUUGAUACACCUUCCUCAACAGGGACAGAUCAGCCAGAUAAAGUUGCAUAUAUCAACCCCGGUGGAUUAAUUGAUAAGCCAGUGGAGAAAUCAGGUUAUGGGCGUGUUAAAGUAAAGCUUAAGACUUCAAAAAUGUUAGGAUCUCAACUUACUUCUUCAACACAAAGUGAUACUGAUAAGAGUAGCCAGCAAGUAGGUUCAGAGAAACAAGGAAUAGUUUCUGAGAAAAUGGAAGAUAGUGCAAAUUCAGUGCCUGGAGUGAAAAUAGCUGUUUCUGGGAAUCCAUCAAAGAAAGCUGGAAGCAUAAAGAUCAAGUCGUCAAGGGGCCUGGGUUCAAGUGUAAGUCAGAGUAGUAAUGCUGUGCCUAUGCAUGGUGAGAGGUCACACCAAAAAGAACCAAAACUACCUCAUCAGGGUCCUCGAUAUGAUAAGGAAGAAUUAAAAGCUGCACUAGUGGUGAUUAAAAAGGUUAUGAAAAUGGAAGCUGCUGAGCCCUUCAACGUUCCUGUAAAUCCUGUUGAAUUGGGAAUACCUGAUUAUUUCGAUGUCAUUGAUACACCAAUGGACUUUGGUACGAUAUGCGACAAUCUUGAAAAGGGUGUUAAGUACAUGAAUUCAGGGGAUGUGUUUAAGGAUGUGCAAUACAUUUGGGAAAACUGUCAUAAGUAUAACAAUAAGGGCGAUUAUAUUUUGGAGCUUAUGAAGAGGGUAAAAAAGAACUUCACAAAGUAUUGGACAUCAGCUGGGUUGUACAGUGAACAACCAAGGAGAAUGAACGAUGCUGCACCUGAGCAAGAUUCUGUUUUGGAAGGUUUGCCUCCGGAAGGUCCUUCUGUAAGGGAUAAAGCUAUUGUAGCAACUGGAAGAAAGACUGAUAUGCUUGCAUCAAAGGAGGAAAUUGUUGAAACUUCAAGCAUAAAUGGUUUUGGAAGCAUUCAAGCAGAGGAUUUUGUGCCUUCCAGUCAAGGAAAGAUACAUAUCAAAAGCAGUCAAUUGAAAAAUAAGAAACAGAAGCGGCAUGGAGUGAAGCGCCAUAAAAACGACUGUCUGUGUGCUAUAUGUAUUAUGAAGCGCCGGAAACGGGAGCGCUUGAAGAUGGCUCAAGUAAUCAGAACUAGUGAUGGUAAUCAGUCUCAAGAGUUCAAGCAAGAGGGAACCUUCCUCAUAGAAAGUCCAGGUGAUGAUGAUACAUCAUCAAAUAUGGAUAAUUCUCUAGAUCCAGAGGCAGAUGCAGACUUGAUAGAAAAAGGAGAAGAGGUGAAAUCUGAGGCAGCUGAACAACAAUAUAGCUCUCAACUUGAGAAUCAGGAGAAUGAGAGCGAGAAUGAGAUUCGAAAGAAUGGUGAGGGUGAAACUUCAGAACAGUCACAACUUGGUGAUAGAACUGGGGAGGACCCUAAUUCACAGACUCCGACACAAAUUGCGGAAAGUGGUGCAAUUCCAAAAAAGAAAGAGGAGAAAUCAGUGCAGAAUGAGGAAGAAGCUGCAGCUGCUGAGCAACAGAAGUGGAAGAUGGAUGAAAAAACUAAAAUGUACAAAGAAUUCCUCCAAGCCGAAAAUCCUAUGCUUCUGGAGUUAUGUGGAACCCUCUUUCCCAACAAUCGCAGCUCUGCCUGGAGCAGGCCUCAUUCACUGGUUCAACAUCCAGGUUCUGAACGCAGUAGCUCCGUUCAUUCUGCUAUUGCAACACUCAUGAUGAAGUAGGAUUCUCAGUCUGGAUCUUGGGUGAGCUCAUUCUGCCAUAGAAUAAUCGAGUUGCAGCUGAGCUAGUUGUCUUCAGGUCCCCGAGAGAAACCGAAUAAAGACACAGGUGCUGUGGAUUGGAGAAAAGCUAACAUGAACACCAAAUGAAUCCAUGGUUGUUUUAGUUCUUCAGAGUAAAAGAGUGUUUCUCACAGAGCAGACCUGGUGAGAUGAUUCAAAUUAUAGUUUGUUGCUAUUAUUUUCCAGGUGAGAUGAGAGGUUAGUGUCAUUAAUUUAAUUUUAAGUUCAUCUUUUUACUCUGGAAGAAUCAUAAUUUGUGAAUUUAUCAGUGUGAUGUACAAGUUGAGGAAGAAUUAGACUUAUAAUUUUACGGCUGGAUGAAGUCUGAACACAAUUGCAUUAUAUCCUUUAUUC
Vitis riparia (riverbank grape) is the source of this 3943-nucleotide messenger RNA. Its product is annotated as bromodomain-containing factor 1-like. Bases 1673 to 3529 code for a protein of 618 amino acids. Lineage: Eukaryota; Viridiplantae; Streptophyta; Magnoliopsida; Vitales; Vitaceae. Gene Ontology annotation, molecular function: protein binding. The record is from RefSeq and is a predicted model, not a curated record. The transcript has 9 exons.